ACCUCGCCUUCCCUGGACGCGAGCGCGCGCCGCAGCUGGAAAAGCGGCGAAGACCGAGGACUUUUCUCCGGUUCGAGGGGCGCCCCGCAGGGCGCACCGUUCCAGUGCUGCAGUCGGACACGCCGCGGCGCCCGGGCCUCCGCAGGGCGAUGGAGCCGGGUCUGCAAGAAGCGUGAGGCGCCGCCGCUGGGUUCUGGAGAGGGGAGGCACCAGGUCUGGAGACCCCGGGCGGCGGACGGGAGCCCUCCCCCCGCCCCGCCUCCGGGGCACCAGCUUCGGCUCCAUUGUUCCCGCCCGGGCUGGAGGCGCCGAGCACCGAGCGCCACCGGGAGUCGAGCGCCGGCCGCGGGAUUUUCGCGACCCCACAAGGACCCGAACAGAGCCCGGGGACGUGGGGCCAGAGUGGGGAAGGCGGACACACACCCGCCCGUACAAGCCACGGCGAGCUCUCCCGAGGCGGAACCGCAGCGCCAAGUGAGAGUCAGCUUGAAAAGGAGAAUCAAGCUCAAGGUGGAGUAUCCAUGGAGGUGUGGAGGAGCCUUGUCACCAAUCUCUAACUGCAGAACUGGGAUGUGGAGCUGGAAGUGCCUCCUCUUCUGGGCUGUGCUGGUCACAGCCACACUCUGCACUGCCAGGCCGGCCCCGACCUUGCCUGAACAAGCCCAGCCCUGGGGAGCCCCUGUGGAAGUGGAGUCCCUCCUGGUCCACCCUGGUGACCUGCUGCAGCUUCGCUGUCGGCUGCAGGACGAUGUGCAGAGCAUCAACUGGCUGCGAGACGGGGUACAGCUGGUGGAAAGCAACCGUACCCGCAUCACAGGGGAGGAGGUGGAGGUGCGGGAUUCCGUGCCCGCUGACUCUGGCCUCUACACUUGUGUGACCAGCAGCCCCUCUGGCAGCGACACCACCUACUUCUCCGUCAAUGUCUCAGAUGCACUCCCCUCCUCGGAGGAUGAUGAUGAUGAUGACGACUCCUCUUCCGAGGAGAAAGAAACAGAUAACACCAAACCAAACCGUAUGCCCGUAGCUCCAUAUUGGACAUCCCCAGAAAAAAUGGAAAAGAAAUUGCAUGCAGUGCCAGCUGCCAAGACAGUGAAGUUCAAAUGCCCUUCCAGUGGGACACCCAACCCCACACUGCGCUGGUUGAAAAAUGGGAAAGAGUUCAAACCUGACCACAGGAUUGGAGGCUAUAAGGUCCGCUAUGCCACCUGGAGCAUCAUAAUGGACUCAGUCGUGCCUUCAGACAAAGGCAACUACACCUGCAUUGUGGAGAAUGAGUAUGGCAGCAUUAACCACACCUAUCAGCUCGAUGUCGUGGAGCGGUCCCCACACCGGCCCAUCCUGCAGGCAGGAUUACCUGCCAACAAGACAGUGGCCCUGGGCAGCAAUGUGGAGUUCAUGUGUAAGGUGUACAGUGACCCACAGCCCCACAUCCAGUGGCUGAAGCACAUCGAGGUGAAUGGGAGUAAGAUUGGCCCAGACAACCUGCCUUAUGUCCAGAUCUUGAAGCAUUCGGGGAUUAAUAGCUCGGAUGCGGAGGUGCUGACCCUGUUCAAUGUGACAGAGGCCCAGAGCGGGGAGUAUGUGUGUAAGGUUUCCAAUUAUAUUGGUGAAGCUAACCAGUCUGCGUGGCUCACUGUCACCAGACCUAUGGCAAAAGCCCUGGAAGAGAGACCGGCAGUGAUGACCUCACCUCUGUACCUGGAGAUCAUCAUCUACUGCACGGGGGCCUUCCUCAUCUCCUGCAUGGUGGGCUCUGUCAUCAUCUACAAGAUGAAGAGUGGCACCAAGAAGAGUGAUUUCCAUAGCCAGAUGGCCGUGCACAAGCUGGCCAAGAGCAUCCCUCUGCGCAGACAGGUAACAGUGUCAGCUGACUCCAGUGCAUCCAUGAACUCUGGGGUGCUUCUGGUUCGACCCUCUCGUCUCUCCUCCAGUGGGACGCCCAUGCUAGCUGGGGUCUCUGAAUAUGAGCUUCCUGAAGAUCCCCGCUGGGAGCUGCCUAGGGACAGACUGGUCUUAGGCAAACCCUUGGGAGAGGGCUGCUUUGGGCAGGUGGUGUUGGCAGAGGCCAUUGGGCUGGACAAGGACAAACCCAACCGUGUGACCAAAGUAGCCGUGAAGAUGUUGAAGUCCGAUGCAACAGAGAAAGACCUGUCAGACCUGAUCUCAGAGAUGGAGAUGAUGAAGAUGAUCGGGAAGCACAAGAACAUCAUCAACCUGCUGGGGGCCUGCACACAAGAUGGUCCUUUGUAUGUCAUUGUGGAGUAUGCUUCCAAGGGCAACCUGCGGGAGUUCCUGCAGGCCCGGAGGCCCCCGGGUCUGGAAUACUGUUAUAACCCCAGCCACAACCCAGAGGAGCAGCUUUCCUCCAAGGACCUGGUAUCUUGUGCCUAUCAAGUGGCCCGAGGCAUGGAAUAUCUUGCCUCCAAGAAGUGCAUACACCGAGACCUGGCUGCCAGGAAUGUCCUGGUGACAGAGGACAAUGUUAUGAAGAUCGCAGACUUUGGCCUAGCUCGGGACAUUCACCACAUUGACUACUAUAAAAAGACAACCAAUGGCCGGCUACCUGUUAAGUGGAUGGCUCCUGAGGCACUGUUUGACCGGAUCUACACCCACCAGAGUGACGUGUGGUCUUUUGGGGUGCUCCUGUGGGAAAUCUUCACUCUGGGUGGCUCCCCGUAUCCUGGUGUGCCUGUGGAGGAGCUUUUCAAGCUGCUGAAGGAAGGUCAUCGUAUGGACAAGCCCAGUAACUGCACCAACGAGCUGUACAUGAUGAUGCGGGACUGCUGGCAUGCAGUGCCCUCUCAAAGACCUACCUUUAAGCAGCUGGUGGAAGACCUAGACCGCAUUGUGGCCUUGACCUCCAACCAGGAGUAUCUGGAUCUGUCAAUGCCCUUAGACCAGUACUCGCCCAGCUUUCCUGACACCCGAAGCUCUACCUGCUCCUCAGGGGAGGAUUCUGUCUUCUCUCAUGAGCCGUUGCCUGAGGAGCCCUGUCUACCCCGACACCCUACCCAACUUGCCAAUGGUGGACUCAAACGACGCUGACUGCCACCCCCUUCCUUCCCCAACCUCCAUCAUCAACAGUGUCCCUUUCCCACAGCUCCCUGCUGGACUCACUGCCUUUCCCUGCCCCUUUCCUGCUGGCAGGAGUCAGCUGCCUACUUGGGGCCUUCCUGUGUGGCCUGCCUGCACCCACUGAGCUCUCUCUCUUCCUCCUCUUCCUCUCAACCUGCUUGUGAGAGAGAGGAGCAAAGAGGCAGGUACUUGCUGGUGGCCACUUUGUUCCUUCCCAGGUGUUGGACCAAGACCCCCUCCCUGCCACCCAGCACUGCCUGGAAGGUUGGGGAGUGGGAAGUGAGCAGGCAUGCAAGUGAGAGCUUUACUGAGCUUUCUAGUAUUGGUAUUGUCUGUUUCACCUUAACCUGUCAGUCCCUUGCAUUCUGGUGGCAGGUGCCUUGUCCUCAGGGCUACAGCAAUAGGGAGCUCAAUGCUUCAGCCUCAGUUGAAGGUAACCUCUGCUCCAGAUGGAUGGUGCCAGUGGCAUAUUAAUUCCAAUACUAAUUUGCUUUGCUGACCAAAUACCUGGUACCAGAGGAUGAUGAGGCAAAGACUGGGAGUAGUGGUGUGGCCCUGGGGCCCAGCCCUGAACUAGGGGCUUUGUAUAUAGCUAUGAAGAAAACACAAAGUGUAUAAAUCUGAGUAUAUAUUUACAUGUCUUUUUAAAAGGGUCGUUACCAGAGAUUUACCCAUUGGGUAAGAUGCUCCUGGUGGUUGGGAGGCAUCAGUUGCUAUAUAUUAAAAAAAAGAAAAAGAAAAAAGAAAAAAAAAAAAAAAGGAAAAUGUUUUUAAAAAGGUCAUAUAUUUUUUGCUACUUUUGCUGUUUUAUUUUUUUAAAUUAUGUUCUAAACCUAUUUUCAGUUUAGGUCCCUCAAUAAAAUUUGCUGCUGCUUCAUUUUUAUACGGGCUGUGUGAAAAGGGAGCAAAUGAACACAGGAAAGAAGGGAGACUAAGGGUCCGUGGGCUGUCUGUCCAGCGGGCACCAUGUUCCCUGCAGUUCCCUGGUAAUCUCUUCCUCCUAGGUUGUGCACCCAGACCUCCAGGACAAACUUCCUGCCUCUCCCAUGCUUUUGGAAAGGCAGGAAAAGAAGAUGUCUGCAUCUUGGCAGGAAUCAUGCCCUAGAGGUGCUGGGCAGAAAGCCAAGACCAAGCAGCCCACAACCACAGAUUGUUUCCUCAGAGGAAGCAGGGAAGGGGCCACAGAGAGGAGGGGCCUUGGAACAACCCAGGGGUAAAAAAAAAACCUAAAGUGACUGAGAGGAAAGCUAAAGACUGAUCAAAAAGGUCUGCAAAGACUCAAACCCAAGAUAGUUGGCUCCCCUAACACCUGUGAUGUGGGUGUAGCUUGGCCUGUGCCUCUGAGUGAGGGAAAACUUGUCAUCUACUUCUACAUUCAGGUCCCUUCACUUUAUCUUUUCCAGCCUCCUCUGUUUAUUAUUGUCCCCCAAACCAUUCUUCCUGUAUCUACAUGACCAGACUGCAUUUGUUGGGUCUAUCACAGUUCUUGGCUUCCUAUAGUUCUUCCUGUACAAACUCCACCUCCUCCCUCAGGAAAAGGAAAAAAAAAUCUCUAAAUGUUUUGGUUUUUGGCUACUUGGAAACUUCUGCCACCUGCUGGUUGUCACUGCCCUCACCAAGUGGAUUCUGGCUCUUCUAUACCUUAUUGUUCAACCUAGUACUACUCAGCCUGUCCUUAAAGCUUGCUUUUUGCUGGGCAACUGCUGGAACAAAAAAGUUCAGCAUUUCUGUAGGGAAAAUGGGAUUGCUGCUUUAAAUUAACUCUCUGAGCUGGGCAUAUUUUGGCAGCAGCUGUGUUGGUAACCAUUGUAAAAUUCCCUUAUCUUUGUUUCUCUCUGUAAAUAUGCAACUGUUGGCAUAUUACCAUUUGUGUUUAUGUUUAAAGAAGGCAUAAUUUAGUGAACGGAACCAGGAAAUGAAUUUUAGCUCUUAAAAUCAUGUGCUUUGAGACCAUAUAGUAGUGUCUUUCCUUGUAAUGGUGGUAAUUUCUGCCUUGGCCCUACCUGAUAUGAUUUUGUGUGAGUGGAUGGAGGAUCUAUAAAGGGCUUUAUAUGCCUGUAGGAGAGGUGCUAGAGAAAUAUAAGGUACCAUUAUUAUAACAAUGAUGUCCUUGCUAUUACUACUCAAAUCACCCACAAAUUUCCCCAGAGGAUGGGUUGGCUGUCAAAUAAAAAAUAGUGAAAUUGACCUGAGAGAAAAUGAAAUGACCAUUUUACUUAGAUGACCAGAUUCGUUCUCCUGGGGAAGGAAAUCCAGUUUAUCUAAUGAAGACAUUUUGCUGUCAAAGCACUGAAUCUGCCUGGUUUCCUGAGGGUUAAAAGAUUAGGGCCUGGGAUCACCAUAGCAUUAAUCAAUACUGCCUUUCCAUCUUUCCUAAUUGCCAUAGGCUGAAGAUCAUCAUUCCCUUGGCACUGCUAAUGUAAUGUAUUGAUCUCAGGUAAGUAAGAUUGAACAUGAGAUGAAGCAAGAAAUCUAUCUUAACAAACUCACUGUGUCUAUCAGUCACCACUGGGUGGCACCAGCAAGCUAAUCUCACACCAUUAGGGAAUGUGCCAGUUUGCUUUGAAGUAAUAUUAAUCUGACCUUACCUGUGAGUAUGUACUGGUGGUGAGUGACAAGUCUUUAGCCUAGGUUUAGCAUUACAGAGCAUUGAUUGGAUAUCACUAUUAUGAGUUGUACUGCAGUGAUUAAAUUACAGUAUUAUUCCUGGCACAAGUGCAGGACCAUAAGUGCCACCAACUCUGUAUUGGAACAGAAUUCUGUGUGAGUAAGACACCGGCUAAGUCUAACAUCACUGUGGUUGGAUGUUAGAGAAUACCAAAGAUCAGCAAUGAUAUUAGUAGCUGGUAGAGCCAAGGAACCUGCAUCUGCAGAGUAGAGUAGAGAGCAGUGAGAUAGAAAGGAGGGGGCUUCAAAGCAACCUGGCAUUGCCUUUCAUUCCCUCAACUGAUGAACCAGGAAGGGGGAAUAUCAACAAGAACUCAGAUGUUAAAGAAGACUCGGUAGGAGGCAAGUUCCCUCUGGUCGACACUUAGCAAUAUUGAAAACCUUCUGUAUCGUUCUGCCUCCCAGAUGCGUGCCUUGGCACAUGGAAGUGAUGCAUUGGGUAACUGUGAUGCCAACUAGUUCAGCUGUCUCUUGUGAUUCCAGGAGACCUAGAGCAAGUGGUGCACAUCUCUUUCCAACUCUGCAUUGUUCAGUGAUUUCAUGUUGGUGGCCUGAAAUCAGCCUGGUAGAAGUAUUACAUCACUGAAACCUGCAAAUGCUACAAAUUAGGGUUGUUCCCCCUCAGGUUUGAUUGCUAAUCAUGCCAGAGCAACAUCAGCCAGGUUUUGGCAUGGGGCUAAAUCUAACAGUCAUGGAACCCAACAGCCAAACACCCUAAGUGAUAAGUAUAAAGAAACAUUCCUGAGUUUUCUUGGACAGCUACUCUCUUUAAGAGGGGGAAGUGUGUCAAGUGUCUUACAUGCUUAGAUAUUAGAAAAAAAUAUGUGAAGGCCAACUUGGGCCAAAAGUGGCCAGGCCCCCUCAACCUAACCAUUCCCAAUCAGCUCAUAGGGAAAGGCUGAAAGAAUUGUAAACAACCCAAUUACAUAUGCAACUCAUUCAAAUGAAACAAACCUGAGCAAGUUUAGCUUAUUCCUUUCCCAUAAUUCAUACCUGAGAUGUAGACGAAUUAAAAAAAAAAAAACACCCAUCAUCUUAAAAAUGGGAAAAUUUAUUGUGAAUCACUUGGCUCUGCCAAUAGCAAUAUCCAUAGAAUCCUGUAUUCGCAAGUAGGGAUUCAUCAUCCUUAAGGAGCUGAAAUUAACUGGUAGGACAGGGUGGGUUUAUCCUCUGAUGGAGAAGUUUAGGAAGCAUUUUAAAGUGCAUGUUCUUGCUAUAAAGUGCUGGUGACAUUUAUCAUAUAGGUGGUUCCAGGUGAAGCAGAUCUGCAUUUUACUUGGUUUAAUUGACUCCACCUAACUUCUUUCAGUUUCACAGCAAGUAAUCUAAUUUCAUCACUCACAGGCUAAAAUACCUUUGUCCUUCUCACUUCCCCAAAGGAAGAAAGCUUUUGGUCAGCUGCAUAGCAAUCUGUUCAGUUGUUUCACUAUUAAUAAUAAUGAAAACACUGAAUAUAAAUAACUAAAUAUUCUACUUGUUACUAAGUAGCAUAGGGAUUAUAUCAAACUUUACCAACCCCUAUGACUAACAAAGUCUUAUUUGUGAGAGACAAACUGACCAAAAAACACACACCCAGCACAAACAAAUGGUUAAGCGUUAAACCCUUAAUUAUGUUUCUUAGCAAAAUGGUGGCUAAUGAAAGCCAUAUGUGCUAGAAUAGUGACCACCUCCCAGAUUCCAGCAGCCUUUGCAAGCCCAGGAGGAGGAUGUUUUGGAACAGUUAAGCAGUAGCCAAGUCUUGAUUGCCAGUCUGUUUAGCUUCCCAUUUUCCCUUCUAAGAAGCAUUUCCUUUAUAUCUAGAAAGACCUUACUGAGAAGUAUAUCCAUCCUGUCUCACAGGGUACUUUGUUUCUGUUCCUACUGAGGAUCAUUCUGAAAAAGUUGGCUUAGGUGCUCUUAAAAUGACUUUUGGAGUCUCCAAGUUCUGACUCAAGAUUCCAAACCAUAGGAGGCAAAGAUAUCCAAGGUGCCAAGAUAAUUCCAUUAUGCAAAACAAUUUCCUUUCUUAAAAGACAUGCACACAAAUAGGAAACUGUUAAAAAAAAAUACAUGGUGGUGGGGGUGGACUUUACAGCUUAGUGGGAUGACAUAAUGGUACAGAGGAAAUGGACUUUGCAAUUACAUUUCUCUAAAUGGCCUGAACUUGGUGUCACUGCUGACAUCAUCUGGAAUGUUUACAAGGCCCCAAAGGACUGCCCCAAGGACUAAAUGGCUGAUCCUCUAUCUCAAACCAGAUACUGUCUUAGCCUGAAGUUCUUCAUGGGUGCCACUGCAGAAGAGGGCUGAUAGCUGGAGGGAGCGAGCUCCAUCCUCAAGUAGUUCUUAGGCUCCUUUUGAAUUAGCCUUGCUGUUCUGGGAUGUCUUCUGUGAUUUGGCCUGGAGUGUCUAGGUAGAAAACAUAGGCAUUGGUUGCAAUUAGUAAUUUAUAAAUUUACUUUGGUAAUGAAAAUGAAGAAGACAGGUAAACAAGGCCCCCAAGUGCCUUGGGAUCACUUUCAGAAUGCUGUGUUCACAGAUAUCAGCAGCUUUGGUCCUCUGCCACUUCACAAUUCUACUGUCCUGUGACCUCCCCUGUUGUUUAUUUGUGUCAUGCUUUUUGCCCUUGCCCCAAACUCCUUCACUCAAAUGGGAAGAGUGAAUAGAUAAAUAUUUUUUUAUUUAUAAGUAUGUCUCCUAAAAUUUUAAUUGCUUUUCUUCUAGUGUUUCCUGACAUCAGAAACCUGUGUAAAACAUAACAUACAGAAACUAUUUCCAUCUAGUUCAUAAAAAAUAAGGAUCUGCCUGUAUUGUAAUUAGCUUCUAGACUUAACGUGUUUAGGUCUGGUCCACCAUGGCAUUUGUUGGUAAUUUUUUUACUUUUGGGUAAUUGAGGUAACAGGCAUAUAGUACAUCUUAUAAAAGAUGACUAAAGUUCUGCCUACAACUUCCUGUUUGGAUGACAGGAAGAACUGUGUGGUGUUUUGCCAUGGUCAUAAUUAUAGAUUCUCACUACCUUUAGAGAUAACUAGAGGGAAAGCUUUUUUCUGUUUUCUUUCUUGUUAGGUACUUACAGCUUCUUUAGAAGAAGUAAUGGGUCCUUUAGGUAAUGAAAUAGGUGUUGAUGGUGUUUUGGGUGAUGAUGACACUGAUGGCAGUUGUGUAAAUUCUUCAUCCUUAAACAUCACAAUUGAGAAUUGGAUUACUGAUGUUAAAACAGAAUGUGAUGGUUGCAAUUAAGGAUUACAAUAUUAAAACCAAAAGUGUCAUUAUAUAAGUUAAGCAUUCAUCAAAAAGAUAGAAAUUGGCAUCUUCUAUCUAGCUUUUCAAAUGUGGCAGUAAAAUUAGAUGGAAACAAUUAGAGAAGAGAAAACAUUUAGAAAUUAAAUGUAUAGUGGAUCUACUAUCAUGACUACCAAGAACAACUACUUCAUAUUCAGAAACAACUUCUUUAUGUUCUCUCGUUUUUGGCAGUUUUGGGGAUCAAACCCAGGGUCUUGCACAUGCUAAACAGGCAUUCUGCCACUGAGCUAUAUCCUUAGCCCACAACUGCUUCAUAUUCUGGAAUAGAAUUCAAAAGGCAAAAUCUGGAAUCCAGUUACAUAUAACCAAAUAUUGAACUUUUUUUUUUUUUUUUUCCCAGUGGUGGAGAGAUCAAACCCAGUGUCUUGCACAUUCUAGGCAAGGGUUCAACCACUGAGCCACACUCUUAAUCCCAAAUGUUAAACUUCCUUAGAAACAGAUCAAACAGUACAAUAAAUGUUCCUUAAUAAAGGAAUAAAUUCAGUUUCGUUGAAAGGAUUAAAAAUAGAGAAAAUUAAUGUAGCACUUUAUAUUUUUAACUUAAGCAAGAAGUAAUUGUCUAACCUUAGUUCCCUUCAAUUGAGGUGCAGAAUCUACCGUGUCUUCUUUAGAGUCAGGGGAAGUAGGUGAUUCCACAGGAAUGUCUAUCUUUGCAGCCUAAUGAAAAUAACAUUUUACAUAAGCAUUAGCUUUCUGCUUUUCCUGAAGCUCAAGUUCUUUUAUAGUAGUCAGUGCUUUUUAGCACAUUUUGCUUUCCAUUAAAUCCCUCACUUCCUCUCCAAACUACACCCUUUGUGAAUAACAUGAAAUAUGCCCCUGAAAUAGCAACUUAGUAUUACUAUUUGAGUUUUGAGCCCUCUACUUAUAAAUGAAGCACUCUAAUUAAAUUCUAGUACUUGAAAUCCUCAGUCAUUAACAAGCCAGUGACUUGCCAAUAUUGGUCCUGUUCUUAGUCUCAAAAAGAAGUUGCCAUUUCUCAAUUACUUAUCAGUUUCUAAUAGCAAUGACAUAGUCAAAAUUGACAUCUAUUGUUUUUAGUAUCAUAGUAAAUGGUAAAUUUGCCUGACUAAAAAUGUAGGCAUUGCUUAGUAAAAGCACCUAAAAAGCUAGGGGUAUAGCUCAGUGGUUAAAGUAUAUGCUUAGCAUGGUCUAGGCCCUCGGUAACAAGCAAGAUGAGGAAAGAUAAUAACAAUAGAUAACAGGUUAGAUGAAGGAGUAAUGAUAAAAUAAUUAGUCAAUCUAUCAUUAAAAAUUAUAUUAAUUAGAUUUUGAUAAAAAAAUCACUAAUUUUUGGAAAUAACCUCUUUUGUGUCCUUUGGAGGAAAGGAAGCUAUCUAAAUUCAAAGUCAUAGCAUUCUUUAUUUGAUAUCAUAAGUUCUUUUUGAAACCUGGUAUGCUACUUGUUCUCAUUUUAUAGAAGUUUAAAAACAUGAAUGAAAAGAACAACCAAUAAAAUUCCAAGGAGCUUGUCACAUUGUCCUUAAUUCCUUUUUCUUACUCCAGAAAUCAACAUCUAAAUAGAGUUAAUGCCCAUAAAGAAUAAUUUUGAGAAUCCAAAUUUAGCCUGAGACAUAUUCCUCCAAGAUUCCCUUGCUCCUGAAAGCAGUCUAAGAAUGACAAAAAAACUUAAGUCUGUUUUGAAUGGAUCCAGGGGUUUGAUCCAGAAGUCACUAGCCUGCCUUCAUAGUCUGUACAAAAUUGCCCCAAAUCAGAAUAUUCUGUGGAAAUACAUAAGGGGAAAUCAUUUACUGAAGUAGAUAUUCCAUGCUUCAACUAAUUAUCCUUGGCUUGGCCUAGGGAGUCAACAUCAUAUCUAAGAUUAAAAAUGACUGGUCCUAGCCAAGUACAGUAGCACACUUCUGUAAUCCCAGCAGCUCCAGGGGCUGAGGCUGGAGGAUCACAGGUUCAAAGCCAGUCUCGGCAACUUAGUGAGACCCUGUCUCUAAAUAAAAUACUGAAAAGGGAUGGGGAUGUGGCUCAGCAGUUAUAUGCCCCUGGGUUCAAUCCCUGGUACAAAAAAACAAAACAAAAAAAGAAAAAAGACUUGUCCUCACUUUGAGUACUUAAGACUAAUCUGCUAAACCACAUGUGUAGCAUCUUCUACAGUCAUAUUUCCUUUCUUGCUUAUGAAGACUAGAAACCACAUAGUAGUGAAAAGCUCUUUCUGAUGUACCCAGAGCAAAGUGCUGCAGUGCUUGGGCCUAUCCUGAGUUGGUUCUUCGGUGAAAUAACAGGAGGAAAAAAGUUGCUGAGUUGAAGGCAAAAAAAGAGUAAGGAAAUGAGUUGAGUGUCUUUAAUUUUUUCUUUUUAGAAUUAUAAAGAAGAUGUUAAAGCUAGUUGGGCCAAAUUCCAAAAGAAAUGCCAGCUUUGACUAUAAGAGGAAACAAGACAGUUGUGGACACAUACAGAUUCUCCCUGAACCCAGUUACUCACUUCUGCACUUUGUGGUAUCUCAAUUGGCUUUGGCUUCACAUCUAUCAGGUAGAAGGUGCGUGACAGGAGCAAAAGAGAAGGAGGGACGUUCUCCUUCAAGUGGAGGUCCAGCCACUGGACAAAGAAUAAAAUAUAAUAGAAUCACAGAAUGUUAAAGCUGAAGUGACCCACAGUCAUCUAUUGCUUCCCUCAGCUGCAACUUCCCCCCACUUAUGCUGAACAAGUAUAAAAACACCAGGCAACUGACUUCUCUUCCAGUGCUAGUACUUGGCAGCAGCACACACACACACACUGUAGUGGGAUCUCAGACCCGGAGAGGGAGCAACUAAGUUCCCGAUCCAAUUAUGGAUUAAAGUAAUUAAGCAUCUUCUCUAAGACAAAAAGUGGCAUGAAAGAAUAAAUCGGUUUCAUUAACCAAACAAACAUUAGAAUGAGGAUGAGAUGUAAAAUUUUAAGUAUUAAGUAGGCCAAGCUUUUCUUUUUUAAAAUGUUUUUAGAUCAUUCAUAAAUAAACAAAAGACAAUUCAAAAAGUAAAAUGCUUUCAAUAAAAAUAAGUCUGGUUCUUCCACCCUCUUUCCAUGCUGCCAUAAUGGUGUGCCUGAAUGUCCUGGCUGAUGCUUUCAAGAGCAUCAACAUGCUGAAAAGAGGCAAAUGCCAGGUUCUUAUUAGGCUGUGCUCCAAAGUUGUCAUCUGUUUUCUGUAAUGAUGAAGCAUGGUUACAUUGGUCAGUUUGAAGUCACUGAUGAUCAGGGCUUGGAAAAUUGUUGGGAACCUCACAGGCAGGUUAAACAAGCUGUGAUCAGCCCCAGGUUUGAUGUGCAGCUCAAAGAUCUAGAAAAAUGGCAGAAUAAUUUGCUUAUCCUGUCAGUUUGGUUUCAAUGUAUUGACAACUUAAACUGGCAUCACAGACCACGAAGAAGCAAGGCAAAAAUACAGGAGAGAAAAUCCUGGGAUUCUUUUUCUAGGGAUGUAAAAUAUAAAAGAUGUUGAAGGAAAAAAAAAAAACAAGUCUGCCUUCCACCCCUAUUCUCAAGGCACCUUCUUCCCUAGAAGUAACCUU
This is a messenger RNA of Sciurus carolinensis (gray squirrel), 12515 nucleotides long. RefSeq names its product fibroblast growth factor receptor 1 (gene Fgfr1). Gene Ontology annotation, molecular function: fibroblast growth factor binding; ATP binding; fibroblast growth factor receptor activity. The transcript is spliced from 18 exons. Gene Ontology annotation, cellular component: signaling receptor complex; membrane. The record is from RefSeq and is a predicted model, not a curated record. NCBI's taxonomy places the organism in Eukaryota, Metazoa, Chordata, Mammalia, Rodentia, Sciuridae. Bases 571 to 3045 code for a protein of 824 amino acids. Gene Ontology annotation, biological process: multicellular organism development; protein phosphorylation; positive regulation of cell population proliferation.